AUGGAGGUCAACGCGUACAUGGCCCACAAGGACAAGGCCUCGUGGUUUGUUAAUGAUCGUGUUCAUACAGAUGGCAAGAUGUAUGCUGCAACGCCAUUUGAUCCGCUGUUUCUGAUGCUGGCGGUGCUGGAGCGGUGUCCGAGCAUUGAGACAUCGUUCCAUCGACGGGACCAGAUCCUCAGUUGCGAGUCGUGCCCGGCGCUCGGGCGGACGCUCGGGGCGCUGGUGGCGGACUUUAGCCCGCUGUGCGAGCGCAAGGGCAAGGAGGCGGUGGGCGAUGACAGCUCGCUUUGGCGGCUGGACGAGGCGCGUGUGGUCGCAUGGCUCAAGACCAAGGUCGAGGCGGUGGUGGCGGCGAUGGCGUUGGUGUCUGCGGCGGCGGUCUCAGGCUUCCGCUCGUCGUCGGCGCGCAACAAGAAGCGCAAGCGGAGCGACGAGCUUGCAGGCUUUGCCGUCGCGCUGGUCUCAGACUACGUGUCGGAGACGUGGGCUGCCAAGCUGAGCGAGGCAGUGACCGGGGUGACGACGAGCGGCGACCGGGCAGCAGCAGCCAAGAAGGCCAAGACAAGCGCGAGCAGCGGGGCGGCAACCGAUGCCGACAUUGCACCGCUGGAGGACUACUCCAAGGGAUUCAAAAAGUCGAGCUCGACCGCGUCGGCUGCGUCCAAGAUGACACCGGCGCAGAAGCGGCUGUCGCAAACGAACCUGAAGGGGUGAAGAAGCUGAGUGCGUUCUUUGGGGCGCCACAGUGAACGUGCAAUGUAAGAGAGAGAGA
This is a messenger RNA of Thecamonas trahens ATCC 50062, 775 nucleotides long. RefSeq lists its product as uncharacterized. The record is from RefSeq and is a predicted model, not a curated record. Gene Ontology annotation, cellular component: ribonuclease H2 complex; nucleoplasm. The transcript is spliced from 3 exons. Gene Ontology annotation, biological process: ribonucleotide metabolic process; RNA catabolic process. The coding region runs from base 1 to 717 and encodes 238 amino acids. NCBI's taxonomy places the organism in Eukaryota, Apusomonadida, Apusomonadidae.